AAAAAUAUUCGUGCUCUCCCCCUCCGCCCUCUGCACGGUCCUCCCCUCCCCUUGCAUCGAUCGACCGCUCGGAAGGUGGCUUCGUGUCGUCCUGAUUGGUCAACGAUCGAACAUUGCUAAACAGUUUGCCCCGAAAGGCUCGUGGGAAGCGCUGGGGGGCGCAGGAUACUUGACGAUGGACAGAACUCGAGCUGCAGUUCAGCUGAUUGCUGUUGCCAGGGCAACCGCCACUUCGAUCCACUCAAGGCCGGGAGGGGAGAUGACGCCUGAGGAUAUUCAGCCCAUCGAACAGGCAAUGGCGAUGCUCACACCCGAGGCGCUUGGCAUGGUGCCGUACGCCCACCCUUACAUCAGCCCUCCGUCGAUCCUCUCGGGGGAGAUUCGAUAUCUACACAUCGCGCAAGAGGCGACUUUCUCCAUCGGAGUGUUCGUUCUGCCGCCGGGGUCUUGCAUCCCGCUUCAUGACCACCCAGACAUGUCGGUGGUGUCCCACGUGCUCUACGGCUCCGUAAAGAUUACCUGCUACGACCGCAUCGCGGAGGACACCGCCACAGUCGGCGGCGGCGCCAGUGGUGGCGGCAGCGGCGGCGGCGUCGGGCUAUCGCAUUGGGCGCCCGGAUCGUGGUUCGGCGGUUUCGGGGGCGGCGGUGGCGGCGGUAGCGGCGGCUAUGGGGGCGGCGGCGGCGAGUACGGUGACGGUGGCGGUGGCGGGUUCGGGGUGCCGGCCGCGGGGGCGGCGGAGGCGGCGGCGCAACAACAGCGCCAGCACCAGCUGGCGUCCCUGCGCGAGAGCGGUUGGCAUCACGCUCCGCACACCUCGCGGCUAACGCCGACCAUGGCCAAUGUUCACGAGCUUGAGGCCGGUAGGGAGGGCACGGCGAUCCUUGACGUGCUCAUCCCACCGUACGACGAAGAUUCUGGCCGCCAUUGCACCUACUACCGCCCGGAGUAUGCGGGGGAGGCGACGCCAGGGGGGGCCGCGGCCGCGGGUGUUUCCGGUACCGGCGGCGGCGGCGGCGGGCUCGUUAGGUUGGUACCUUGCCCAGACGAGUUCAGGGUGGCGAGGGGGGAAUUCGUCUCGCCCCUCCCGACGUGAUUGAUUGAUUGAUCGAUCGAAUCUUGACGCUUCGCCGCGAUUACCUAGCGGUUAUUGCACAUUUGUAUUUGUGUGUGUGUGUGUGUUUUUUUUUUUUCUGCUCUUGCGCGGCAGCGGCGGCGCUUCUGACAUGGGCGGGGGGGGGGCGGGGAAGGAGCGAUCUCAUGCUUCUUGCGUGGCCUGCCCUGUCGGAGCAGCGGCUGGACGCCGGUCUUGAGGCAGUUGGUUUCCUGUAUACGAGAUUCGAAGAUGAAAACACCGCCGGGUCCGGCUUCGUUUUCUUUUUUUUGUUCUUUCGCGAAACCAUCCCUAAACGUGCUUGCACUAUCGGUCUUUCGCGAUGCGGGCGGUCAACUGGCAUUGCAACCCUUACAGGGCCUGGUGUUUGUGUGUGUGUGGUAUAGUCUUGCUUUCUUUCUGUGCGAUUGUGUGAGCUUGUGUAUGAACGUGUGCGUUUUUUUUGGGUGGGCGAGAAAACAACUGUUUGUUUGCUUCAUUUGCAAUCUAGACAUGGUAGCGACUUCUUGGUUAACGGCGCUUGCGCUUGAGCUGGCACGAGAGAUGUUGUUUUUUGGGCGGCGAUGGCGACGUUAUUAUUCUGCGUCCUGUGGCAAAAAACUUGUUCAUAACGCACUUUACCUGAGUUCAAGAAACCUUUGUGUGUGGGGGGAGAACGGGGGCAGUCGAGAGACUCGCGGUUUCUUCAAGUACACUAGCAAGUUAGAGUAGAUGUUUUUUUAUUUUUAGUGUUGUCUUUCCCUGCGACGUGAGAAAAGGCGAGACAGGUUUUGCGGAGGAGAGAACCGUGUCAUCAGCGAGGUAAAGCGACUUACUCAGUGCGUGCUUGCGUCUGCGUUCUUGAUUGGUUCUUCUCUCGUCUUCAUUUUGAACUUUUUUGGACACUUGUGUGUGUCUCGGUUCCUUUUUGCUUUGUGCUUGUUGCCGGACAUGUGCAUUUUGGCUUGCUGCACACUUGACGACGAGAGUAUGCAUACAACGUGCGCCCUCCUUCACUAAUUUGGCCCUCGUCGCGGCAAAGCCUUACGGGCGAUUUUGUUCUUCCUUCUUCCUUCGAGGUUUCCCUUUCCUCGCCAGAAAAAGCGUCAUGUGGCGCGCUGGGCGGCGGGGGCAGUGGAGCUGGACGGGGUCAGAAUUCAGCGGGUGCGGUGGGGUGGGCGUCAGGGACGGGGUUGUGUUUUUUCGACGGAAGAACUAGAUUCAUCGUGUCGAUACGCAUUGCUCUCAGCCUUUAGUUUUUUUUUUUGUGAAGGACGAUGAUGGUAGAAAUAGACGCUGUGCUCCUUAGUAAUAGCAAGGAAGGCUGCCGUCUCCCUUUCGGCUUUCCGGCACGGAGCGGGGAAGGGCAGGAGGAAGGAGCCUGCCUUCACUUGAGGAAGAGCGUGGCCGGGGAGGUGCACUCAUGGUCGUGCAUGCCGUAGUCGUUAGGCCGUUGACCUCGCAUCCCUACAAUGCCGGGACGGAGCGAUAUGCCGUUUAUUUUUUCGCCGGCCCAGGCUACGUUUCCCAAGGGUGCAGAAGCUGGUCAUGAUCUUUGCUUUCGCUGUGCCAAACCAGACAUGCCAUGGGCUCAGAUAUGCCAUGGGCUGAUUGGGCGUGGCGCGCGGGGGGCGGGGAUUCGCAGGGGAGCGACACGGUUUUCGACAUGGUGCAAACGGUGGUACCCUGGGGCCCUCCCUUCAUCGUGGGGGGUAGAGCAGGGUGCCACGUCCACGUGAGAAGACUGCCGGUCGCGUGGAUACGACCGCUGAAAUGCGACACCAUCAGCAGCGCUGGCAGGGAGGGAACUCCCUCGCUCGCUGCCUGCUUUGUCCCCGCUCGGGGUACGAUUUUGAAUUUUCGUUUCCUUGUAGUUUCUUUGUUUUUCGGCGGUGGCGGCGGGCGGAGGGAGGCUCGCUGAAUGCGUAUGGAAUAGACCAUGACGUCGUUUCCCCAUUCACGGGCGCGGGAUGGAGGGCGUGGAAUGGACUUGAUUGGACGUAGUCGUAUAUAUUGCAAGUAGCGCGGGCUGUUGUUGACGAGACGUAUCGCGCCACAGUUUCUUGGCUUGCCUGGUAGCGCUGUUGACAAUUACACGCGGUCGAGCCGAACAGAAACAACCCGGGGAAUAGAGGGUUGUUGCGAGGUUCCGGUGGUAAUGGUGAUGGUUGCGGCGGGUGGUAGUUCACGCGAGCGGACCGUAGUCUAAUUCUCUCACUGUUUGAGUUGGUUUUUUGUUUUCGUCGUUGAUGUGCAUGAACUUUGGUUUUGUUUCUUGAACAACUGCUUGUAUUGUCCAAAGAAAAAAAAGUUGUCUGUGCGAUCCGCCCGAAGCAGUAGAUCUUUGGCGUGGUCUGACAGAGAUUGUUCAACGAGCACCCCGGCAGCAAUGUUGGAGAGGUAGGAGUGUGUUCCUUACAGUGCGAUUUGCAGGAUGCGCAUGUUUUGCACGUUCACAAAAGGGCGAACAUGACGAGUGGGUGUGAGAUGAUGGGGACGAAGGAUGUGACGACGCCGGCCGUUUUCCAACUGGGAUCAUUGCGUCGUGUUGUAGAUAAACGAAAGACACGCACUUUUUUUUUUUUUUAGUAUUCGGGACGCUUGUUCUGUAGCACAUUUUGAAUCGACACGAAUGUUGACGAGAUGGAUGGUUGGAACCAACCGUCGUCGGUCUACCUUUUGUCGCACGAUGAAACAUGAGCUUUGUGUAGAUGCCCCAGGAAGAGUACGGGUUCAUGUCGGGCGGGUAGUAGAUGACGGAGAAACACAUGCAUGCAUAUACAUUCAUAGGCGGCGAGUGCCCGGCGACAGCUCUUGAUGGAUGGUACUUUUGCGACGAUCAAUUAUGCGACACUUUACUACUACUUUGGCGGUAGAGCCGGGAAGGAGCGAAGUAGAGCCUACAGACUUUUUUUCAUGUGUUGUCGGUAGCAGACGGAUGGUGCGGUGAUGGUGAGAGAAGAACGGUGUAACGAGCAUGGUGGAAACGACGGGGACAGGGGGGAGUUAGUCAUGCUGGAAGGGCUUGUUGUACCUCUUCGCCUAAGCCUUGAACUAUACUAUAUUGUAGGAUCAGGCCGGAAGGAAAAGAAAGGAGUUUUGCCAUUAUCGUAGCGUGUUUGCUCGAUACAACGGAGAGGGCGUCAGCCACGACCUUGCUGCUGCCAACCGGCUCCGAGGCUUUUGUACAUCCCGCGUGAGUCCUGAAUAAUAAGUAAUGGUAGGUGUGUGAAUGCCAGAGUUGUACGCGUCGGCGUGGAAAAUAGAGAAGAGACCCCCCCCCCCCCC
This is a messenger RNA of Ectocarpus sp. CCAP 1310/34, 4381 nucleotides long. The record is from the annotation of a GenBank genome assembly. NCBI's taxonomy places the organism in Eukaryota, Phaeophyceae, Ectocarpales, Ectocarpaceae.